AUGGAUUAAUUAAAUUCAUGGGGUUAUUGUAAUCCAACAAAUUGGGAAGAUAAAUUGCCAAAACCUUAUAAGUAUUUAAGUUUAUGAUUAAGAUAGAUUCAUAAACAAAAUCUUAAAUACGAUGAUACUUAAUGAAGUGUAUAAUAAAGUUUUUGAGAUUGAAAAAUAUCGUUCAGAUCCAAAUUAUGAAGGUCAAUUAAGAACACUUCCUCCUUAGGGUGUUUUUGAUAUACCUUAAUUAAGUUGCAUAAGUCGAGAUAGUUCAAGCAAUUUAGUUGCAGCAGGAGAUACUUAAGGAAAUUUAAUGAUAUUAGAUUUGAGUAAGAAACUAAGGAUAGCUAAGAAAGAAACAAAUGGGAAAAGAAUAAUGAAAGUUUGUUUGAGUAGUAGAGAUCAAGCGAUAGAUGAUUAUAAGAAUGUUUGUGUGUAGAAAAUAAUAAUAAAUUUAGUAUUGGAGUUGUUUAGCAUAAUGAUCCAGUUGUAUCUAUAUAUAGAUUCAGACCAUUAGAAAAUAAAUUGUUGCUUCAUUAUACAAUUACAUUAUCAAAGGAGAAGAAUGCAAUAGGUGAAUAUCCAGUUGAUGUAGACAUAAGUUAAUUUUCUUAAUAUAUAACUGUUACAUAAUAUAAUGGAAGUGUAAAAGUAUUUAGGAUUCCAGAUAUAAAAAUAGAUUAACAAUCUAAUUCAAGUUAAAUAUCAAGCAAUAGUGUUGGAACUUAAAGUCCUAGACACUUAUAGAGUUUAUAGAGUCAAUUUAAGCCAUCUCCUAUAAAAGGGAAAGAAUAAUCAAUUGUGGCUCAGGUACAAUAAUAGUAAGUUUAAACAUCACCUAUGGAUAUUGUAUGUUCUGAAUUGACAGAUAUGAUCUAUUAUGUUAAAUUUGAUGGAAUAAAGAAAACUCUUGAUUAUAAUGGAAUAAUAGCUAAAAUUAAAUAGGAUUUGAUAGCACCAAAAGAAGCUCCACCUGAAGAGAAGGUUGAUCCAAAAAAGAAGGGUGCACCUGCUCCUAAAAAAGCAGUAGAAGUUGCACCUGUAGCAGUUGUAGAAGAAAUACUAUAUGAAGAGAAUGAAAAUGGAACGACACCAAGUGAUGAAGAUUAUCCAGAGUAAAAGUUUAGAGCAAUGGUUGAAUUUAUUACUGAAAGAUUUAGUAUUCAAAAUGGAAAUAAAACAUUUAAUUCAUAUAAAUAACAUGAAUGUAUAACAGGAAUUGUUGUUGGUUGGACUAAUACAAAAAGACUUGAAAUACAUCGUUUUACAAGUGCUAAAAGAUCUGCACUACCAGAAUAUUUAAGUGCUUCUUUUGGAUUACCAUCUUAAUAAUUAUUAAAGUAAUAACCCACUAUUACUGAAGUUCAAAUUAUUUAUCCUUUGAAUUGCAUAGCUAUGUCAAAAUCUUCAGUAUAUUUGGCUGCUGGUUUAGUAUAAGGAAGUGUUUUUGUCUAUGAUUUGAUUUUAGAAUAAGAAAGAUUUUAUUUAGAUAAACAUAUGUAUAAUUGUACUUAAAUAUAAUUUUGUGAUGAUCAUAGAUUGGUUUCAUCAUCAUAUGAUGGAGGGGUUAAUAUUUAUGAUUUAAAGGAAGGCAAAUUGUUAUGUAAGAGAACUCAUCAAUUUAGAAAAGGAACUAAAGUCAAAAUGGAAGAAUAAAAAUAAGGAUUAUGGAGAAUUAUUGGAAUGAGUGUAAGUCAUACUGGAAUAGCAGCUGCUUUAGAUGCCUAGCAAGAAGUUAGAAUCUAUGAUGUUUGGCAUGGUGAAAAAAUUGCUAAGCUCACUCCUUAAUAAGUUAUGGAUGAUAAAUUAAGAUAAUGGGUUAACAAUAAAGCUUUAGUUUCAUGUUAUAAAAAUGAAAUCUUAAUCUCAGCUGACGUUCUCCAAGUUAAUCAAUAUACAACUUUGCAAAUUUUUAAAAUAUUUGAUAAUCUAGUUAAUUUAUUUCCUGGAUUAGCCAAUAUUUAUAGAAAAGGAAUCGAAAAAGAUAAAGUCAUGAAUCUUUUUGAAAAAAUACCAAAAAAUGAAUUACAAAAUCCAUAAUUUGAUAUUCCUAAUCUUUAAGGAAAUGGAAAUAAUUAAUUAAAAAUUCCUGGAUAAGAACAUCGCCCAAGUUAAUAAAGAGGAAGUUAACAAAGAGGAAGUCAAUUAAGAAUUGGGUAUAUUUUAUAUUAAUAAUUUUAAGAUCAUAACAUGGUUCUCAUAAAAGUGCCAAAUUACCUCCUGCUGCACCUUCAAGCAUAAAGGGAGGUCCUAUCUCUCUCAUUAAUUCAUUACAUAAAUCUAAUCAUUCAGAUUAAUAAGUUGAUUUUAAUUCCUCUUUCAAAAGUUAUUAAGCUUCUUCAAUGUCUCAUAGACUUUCCAAACAAAAUUCAAAAUAAGCUAUACUUACUAAAGAAAUGCUUCAUCCUGAAUAAUUCUUACUAGAAAAAGAUAAAACUUCCAUGCCUCUUUUAAUAAAAGAUGACACUAGUAUGGUUGAACAUUGUAGAAGUAGAAAUUCUGAAAGAUUAGUGAGAAUUGAGAAGGUUAAUAGUAUGAUCUAAAAAGUUGGAUAACAAUUAGCUUAAGAAGAGGAAAAGAAGAAGCUUCAAGAGCGUCAUCGUUAAUUAUCUUCUGCUAAAUGAUUAAUUAAUUAUGUAUUUGUUGUAAUGAGCCCAAAAAAUAUAAAU
Paramecium sonneborni is the source of this 2660-nucleotide messenger RNA. The record is from the annotation of a GenBank genome assembly. Lineage: Eukaryota; Ciliophora; Oligohymenophorea; Peniculida; Parameciidae.